CUAGACUAGGAAAGACAAUGAGGAAAACUCUGUUCUACUUUCUAAACAUUUCAAAAUUAUCCAUUAUUUUAAUCAUAAAGUUAGAUCCUUUUUUCUAAUCUUCCUUUUUGAAAUCCAAUGACUUGUUCCAUAUCUCUCUUUCUCCAGCUAUUAUUGUCUUUCCUCACUAACCAUUAUAUAUACUCUCAUACACAUAUUUAUACGACACAAUUCAUCAUAAUUCACAAUCUACAGCCAAUAUAAGAGCUAAAACUUUGCACAAACUUCUACACCAAACAAAGAUUAAAAGAGAGAAAAACAAACAAAAUUCAAAAACAAUAAGAUGGGAAGAGCACCUUGCUGUGAUAAAGCCAACGUAAAGAAAGGUCCUUGGUCACCUGAAGAAGAUGCAACUCUCAAGGCUUAUAUUGAGCAAAAGGGCACAGGAGGUAACUGGAUCGCGCUGCCACUGAAAAUUGGCCUUAAGAGAUGUGGAAAAAGCUGCCGACUUCGAUGGUUGAAUUAUCUCCGACCUAAUAUCAAGCAUGGAGGGUUCACUGAAGAUGAAGAAAAUAUCAUCUGCAGCUUGUACCUCAGUAUUGGAAGCAGAUGGUCUAUCAUUGCUGCACAAUUACCUGGAAGAACCGACAAUGAUAUCAAGAAUUACUGGAACACAAGGCUGAAGAAGAAGCUGAUGGCUAAGCAAAGGAAGGAACAAACAGCUUGCCGUAUCAUUGAGCAGGAGAUUAAGAGAGAGAGCGAGACUUUUAUGGUUAAUCAAACCUUGAAUCAAGUACCUUACUGGGCUGAGCAACAAACAUCCAUGCCCAUGAUGCACCCAAGUCUUGCAGCUCAUCAUCUCGGAAAUCAAGAUCAGCUCACAAGACUACUGACCAAGAUCGGGGGACAGUUUUAUGACGAUUCUCAACUCAUAAACAACGGUGGCAGUUACCAAUAUCCCACUCAAGACCAGCUUUAUGUUCUAGACUCGUCUAAUGCUCAAGCAUCUUCAGCAGUAGCCAUAAAUUCCACGACGAAUGUGAAUUUUACCCAAUGGCUAAACAUGGAAUAUGAUGCAAAUGGUGUGAGCAUGAAUAUACAUCAAGGACAGGAGAGUUUUCCUCCAGAAUUUGAAGCAUACUUAAGUAAUCAGUUAAGGUUUGAUGGAAACGAGAGCUUUUCUGGUGUUGAGGUAGGCAACAACAGUAGCACCACAAGCAAUUCCGCAGGCAGCAGCAGCUGGGAAGACAUGAGCUCCCUAGUCAACACACCUGCAUCUAGUUUCGACGCUUAUCAGAAUGGGAUGCUGUAGGCUCUAUUGAGACCCAGGUUCUUAGGAUAGCAAUAAUAAGAGUAGCAUAAUAUGGUGUAAAUUAUUUGUACCAGCGGAAUUCUGGAUAAGGUUCACAGUAAAUUUCAUUGAUAUAUCAUGUGAUUUUUGUAUGAAAAAUGCAUAUGUUUGUGAUU
Molecule: messenger RNA, 1446 nt
Organism: Chenopodium quinoa (quinoa)
Lineage: Eukaryota; Viridiplantae; Streptophyta; Magnoliopsida; Caryophyllales; Amaranthaceae
Product: transcription factor RAX3-like
Exons: 3
Coding region: 323-1291 (322 amino acids)
Source: RefSeq, a predicted model, not a curated record